This is a messenger RNA of Puma concolor (puma), 1587 nucleotides long. NCBI's taxonomy places the organism in Eukaryota, Metazoa, Chordata, Mammalia, Carnivora, Felidae. The record is from RefSeq and is a predicted model, not a curated record.
AUGCCAACGUGCAGAGGGGAACAAGCUGGAGCAGGGCGAGUGAGGGGGCAGGAGGCAGAUAAGGCUCCUGGGCUGACCUCCCGUUCUUUCUUUCUUCCAGCACAAAUUGAAGUGAUUCCUUGCAAAAUCUGUGGGGACAGGUCGUCUGGGAUCCACUACGGGGUUAUCACCUGUGAGGGGUGCAAGGGUUUCUUCCGCCGGAGCCAGCAGUGUAACGUGGUCUACUCCUGCACCCGCCAGCAGAACUGCCCCAUCGACCGUACCAGCCGAAACCGGUGCCAGCACUGCCGGCUGCAGAAAUGCCUGGCACUGGGCAUGUCCCGAGAUGCUGUCAAGUUUGGCCGCAUGUCCAAGAAGCAGAGGGACAGCCUGCACGCCGAGGUGCAGAAACAACUACAGCGGCAGCAACAGCAGCAGCGGGGACAAGUGGCCAAGACCCCGCCAGCGGGGGGCCAGGGAGCAGAUGCCCUCGCAUGCCCUGUGGGACUCCCAGAUGGGCAGCUGCCCCUGGGCUCUUCGCCUGACCUGCCUGAGGCCUCGGCCUGCCCCCCCGGCCUCCUGAGAGCCCCAGGCUCUGGGCCCUCCUGCCCCAGCAGCCUGGCCAAGGCGGGGCCCAACGGGGCCUCAUACCACCUGGGACACAGCCCCGAGCGGGGCAAGGCCGAGGCCAGAGACGGCUUCUAUGGCACAGGCAGCCAGCUGCCCCCUGACACAUGUGGGCUUCAUUUCAAGGACCCCAGGCAUCCUGGGCUUGAGGAACCAGGACAGGGCCCGGACAGCUACUGCAGCCCCAGCUUCCACAGCACCCCAGAGGUGCCCUAUGCCUCCCUGACAGAGACUGAGCACCUGGUGCAGAACGUUUGUAAGUCCUACCGAGAGACAUGUCAGCUGCGACUGGAGGACCUGCUACGACAGCGCCCUAACAUCUUCUCCCGGGAGGAGGUGGCUGGCUACCAGAGGAAGUCAAUGUGGGAGAUGUGGGAACGCUGUGCCCACCGCCUCACUGAGGCCAUUCAGUACGUGGUGGAGUUCGCUAAGAGGCUCUCAGGCUUUAUGGAGCUCUGCCAGAAUGACCAGAUUGUGCUUCUCAAAGCAGGAGCAAUGGAAGUGGUCCUGGUCAGGAUGUGCCGGGCCUACAAUGCUGACAACCACACAGUCUUUUUCGAAGGCAAAUACGGAGGCACGGAGCUGUUCCGAGCCUUGGGCUGUGGGGAGCUCAUCAGCUCCAUCUUUGACUUCUCCCACUCCCUGAGCACAUUGCGCUUUUCUGAGGAUGAGAUUGCUCUCUACACAGCCCUCGUGCUCAUCAACGCCAACCGGCCAGGGCUCCAAGAGAAGAGGAAAGUAGAGCAGCUGCAGCACAACCUGGAGCUGGCUUUCCAUCACCAUCUCUACAAGACCCACCGCCAAGGUAUCCUGGCCAAGCUGCCACCCAAGGGGAAGCUUCGGAGCCUGUGUAGCCAGCACGUGGAAAAGCUGCAAACCUUCCAGCAUCUGCACCCCAUCGUGGUCCAGGCUGCUUUCCCUCCACUCUACAAGGAACUCUUCAGCACUGAAAUUGAGUCACCUGAGGGGCUGUCCGAGUGA